Prunus persica (peach) is the source of this 783-nucleotide messenger RNA. RefSeq names its product (-)-isopiperitenol/(-)-carveol dehydrogenase, mitochondrial. Lineage: Eukaryota; Viridiplantae; Streptophyta; Magnoliopsida; Rosales; Rosaceae. Bases 1 to 783 code for a protein of 260 amino acids. The record is from RefSeq and is a predicted model, not a curated record. The transcript has a single exon. Gene Ontology annotation, molecular function: oxidoreductase activity.
AUGAGCACAUUGAGGGAGAACAAAUUGCAAGGCAAAAUAGCCAUCAUAACCGGCGGCGCAAGCGGCAUCGGCGAGGCCACCGCCCGCCUCUUCGCCAAUCAUGGCGCCGCCGUGGUGGUGAUCGCUGACAUCCAAGAUGAAUUGGGCCGUCAGGUAGCCGAAUCCAUCGGCACACAUCGAUGUACCUACGUGCACUGUGAUGUGUCCGAUGAAGAUCAAGUGAAGACCAUGGUGGAACAAACGGUGCGCAAAUAUGGGCACUUGGACAUCAUGUUUAGCAACGCUGGGAUUUUGAGUAGCCCCGAUCAGACCGUUCUUGACCUUGACUUUUCAGCCUUCGACCGUUUGUUCGACGUGAACGUGCGUGGCAUGGCCUUGUGUGUCAAACAUGCAGCGCGUGUUAUGGUAGAGAGGCGCGUGAAAGGAAGCAUUGUUUGCACGGCGAGCGUGGCUGCUAACCACGGCAUGGCGAUUCGGACCGACUACUGCAUGUCGAAGCACGCGGUGCUCGGGUUGGUCCGGUCAGCAAGCGUGCAGCUCGGGGUGCACGGGAUUAGGGUUAAUUGCGUAUCGCCGACUGCGUUGGCGACGCCGUUGACGUGCCGCGCGGCUGGGAAGGGAGUGGAGGAAGUUGAGAAGGAGUAUAAGAAGUUCGCACGCUUGAAAGGGAUUGUGCUGAAAGCGGGACACGUGGCGGAUGCUGUGCUAUAUCUUGCUUGCGGUGAGUCGGAGUUUGUGACUGGGCAUGACUUGGUCGUGGAUGGUGGCUUUUUUCGCCAAUGA